CUCUUGCUCGCGCACAGCCCUGCACUGCCCUCUUGCUCGCACAGCCCUGCGCUGCCCUCUUGCUCGCACACCACGUGAUCCAUCCCCUGGCUCCACAGGGCCUCUGUGAGCUGCCCCGCUGCCUGGCCCCGUGGGGACUCUCGGGCCGUGGGCUGCUGGCCCAGGAGCACAGCGCGGCUGGGGGGCACAGCGUGGCCGGGGGGGGCAGCACCCAGCAGGGUUUCGGAGACCCCCAUCUGCACCGUUGGGCACUAAAGAGCCUUAAAACCUGCCUCUCCGCCCCGGCGGUGCUGGAUGCUGCCUGCGGCCGGGGAGUGAACUGAGCCUGGGCUCCGAGCAGACGCGGGGGCUUUGCCGGAGCAGGCGACCUGCAGGGCUGCCGGGGGCGGUCGCCGUCCACGGGAAACGCAGCCGGGCAAAGUGCGAGCGGCGGAGGCGGAAACGGGGCCCAGGAGUCCCGGCUUCGCCUCCCGCUGCAAUUCGGAAGCGCGGGAACGGGGAGCUUCGGGUCUCCUCCCGCGGCCCCGCCAGCGCGCAUCGGACCGCGGCUUGGCAAAGCGCGGCUGGCGGGGGGGAGCAGGAGGAUCUGACCCCGCGCCUCUGCCCCGGCUCGGCAUGGGUGCCGCAGCGGUGCUGGCGCUGCCCCGGCCCACCGGCCCGCACCCCGUGGGCUGCGCCGACGUGAUGGUGGGCCGCGCGCCGCAGGGGCUCUUCCUCCGCCUCUUCUACCCCUGCGCGUCCCGCGCCGGGGCCCGCCGGCCGCUCUGGCUGCCCCGCUCCGAGUACGGCGGCGGCCUGGCCGACUUCCUCGGCCGGAGCCGGUGGUGGUGCGCGCCCCUGCUCGCCGCCGCCUUCGGCACCUGCAGAGUCCCGGCGAGCUGGAACGGGCCCUUCGAGCCCGGCAGCGCCCGGUACCCGCUGAUCAUCUUCUCCCACGGCCUGGGAGCGUUUCGCACCGCGUACUCGGCCGUCUGCACCGAGCUGGCGUCCCGGGGCUUCGUGGUGGCAGCGCUGGAGCACAGGGACGGCUCUGCCUCCGCCACGUAUUUCUGCGCAGCUGCGGCCGGCACAGCGGCACAGCGGGAGCAGUGGAUCCCCUACAGCCGGGUCCCCCCUGGGCAGAAGGAGUUUCCCUUCCGGAACGAGCAGAUUCAUCAGCGAGCAGACGAGUGCGUGCGAGGGCUUCGGCUCUUCGAGGACAUCAGCCGCGGUGAAUCGGUCCCCAACGUCCUUCCCGGGGACUUCGACCUGUCGGUGCUGCAGGACAGCAUCGACCUCACCAGAGUUGCCGUCAUGGGCCAUUCCUUCGGCGGUGCCACGGCGGUGCUGGCCACCGUGAAGGAGCCCCGAUUCCGGUGCGCGGUGGCCCUCGACGCCUGGAUGUUCCCCUUGGAGCACGCGCUGUACCCGCGGGUGAGCAAGCCCGUGCUCUUCCUCAACACGGAGACGUUCCAGACGCCAGAAAGCGUUGCCAGGAUGAGGAGGCUCAGCUCCAGAAACGGCCAGACGAAGAUAGUGACCCUCCUGGGCUCCGUGCACUGGAGCCAGACCGACUUCAUCUUCCUGACCGGGAGGCUCCUCAGCCGCAUCUUCAGCGUGGGGGGCACCCUCGACCCCUGCAAGGGCCUGGCCAUCACCAGCCGGGCGGCCCUGGCCUUCCUGCAAAGGCACCUGGACCUGACCGAGGAGUUUGACCAGUGGGACCACCUCCUCGACGGCAUCGGCGACUCGGUCGUUGCAGGAGCACCCUUCUGCCGCUCCAGCCUCUAGCCCGCGCCCCGCGGAGCCGGCUGCCAGGAAAGCAGCCGCUUCUCCUCCCAAAGAGCCGUUCAGCAACGAGCCUCCAAGGGCGCAAGGUCCCGGGGAGAGCGGGGCCUGGGCACCGCGCUUGCAGGACGGUUGCACCAGCGUCCCGCGGCUGCGGCGCUCACCGACGGCACCGGGAGACCCCCGCUGCGGAUCCCGCCACGGCAGCCGCUCUGCGCGCCGAGACCUGCCGGGGAGCUGAGGAAUAAAAUCCCUGGGGGCAA
This is a messenger RNA of Dromaius novaehollandiae (emu), 2030 nucleotides long. RefSeq names its product platelet activating factor acetylhydrolase 2 (gene PAFAH2). Gene Ontology annotation, molecular function: 1-alkyl-2-acetylglycerophosphocholine esterase activity. NCBI's taxonomy places the organism in Eukaryota, Metazoa, Chordata, Aves, Casuariiformes, Dromaiidae. Bases 616 to 1770 code for a protein of 384 amino acids. The transcript has 10 exons. The record is from RefSeq and is a predicted model, not a curated record.